AUGUCAAAUUUUACAAAUACUGAAGAUAUAUCAUUCAUUAAUUUUUAUCCGGAUAUGCAAAACAACCAAACAAAAAGGGUGACUAAUCUGGAUUAUAUUUUUGUUGAUAAUGACAAUGCUCAUUUUUGUCGAAAGACAGAAUCACACUUUAACUUGUUUAAACAACCGUUGGUAGAAUGUACUCUUGAAUUAUCAACUUGGAGAUUGGAUCAACAAUUACUUGAAGUUUCCAGUAUUACAAAAGAAAUUCAACAAAAGCUAACCAGCAUAAGUAAAGUUACAGCUUCGGAGUGGAAUAACAUUAAGAUGCAUAUUCAAUCCAUAUUUCGCACACACCCGGCCCUCAAAAAAACUAUGCAAAAAAAGUUAAAUAAAAAAACAAGCAACACAAUUCUUAAUAAAUUAUUUUCAGAUCUUGAUAUUGAUUUAACUCAUUUAAACCCUGAAAUAAAAGAAGAAUUAAUUAAAGAUGGAUGGAUAAAAGGCAAGGAAAAGUCAACAUUAAAAAUACGAGAUCCAUCAUCCCCUUCAGAAAACCCUGCUGAUAUUUUGAUAUAUAUAAAAAAUCAUUAUAAAAAAUUAUUUGAAAAAAAAUCUAAUGAUUUUUCUGUUGCAAAUAUAAUAACAAACAACUUACCAAAAGUUACACCAGGUCAAAAUCAAUUAUUGACAAAGGAAAUUACAGUUGAGGAAAUUUCUGAAGCAAUCACCAAUUUAAAAGCCGGAAAAGCACCCGGAAUUGAUGGGUUAACUCAUGAGUUUUAUAAACAUUUUCAAAAUGAACUUAUUCCUAUUUUGAAACAAGUUUUUAAUGAAAUUUUAAGUACCUCGUUAAAUUCAAUACUACCAGAGGAUAAGUAUCCUGAGCUUGAAGAAAACCAACAAAAUAGAGUCUUGGGAUUCUAUAUUGAUAAAAAAGGACGAAAUGCAAAGGAUUUAUGGCAAAAAAAGAUCAAGGAUAUUGAAGAAGCUAUACAUAAAGUAGACAAAAUAAACAAAAGUACAAAUGAAAAGAAACUUUCAUCUGAAGGUAGAAAACAAAUUGUAAGGACUUUCUUGUCAAAAAUUUGGCAUACAUCUUAUCUUCAACCUCCCACCAAUAGAGAAAUUAUAAAAUUAAGUACCAUUAUAGCACAAUGGAUUAAUUAUAAAUGUUUGACAAGAAAUGAUAUAUUUAAUCAGCUUAAAGAUAUGUUUAAUGCAAGAUUAGGAAUAAUUUGGAUAAAACUAUUAUCUAGUGACUGUUUGUGGGCAAACGAAGAAAGGAAGUCUAUUGAAACAAAUUUAUUUUGCAAAAUGUCCAUAUCAGCAGCAAUUAAUUCAAUCGAUUCAUAUGUAUGGCCUUCAAAAUGGAGACCAUAUUUUAUAGCUUGGAAAAGAUUAAAUGGGAAAGUUCCAUUAGCUGGUUCUUGGCCAUGGAAUCAAAAUUUAAUCGAAAUAGCAGGCAUCAAAGCAGAUGAAUAUUCAGUAAUGUUUGCAGUCGAAUAUUUAGAAAAAAUUCGAAAAUAUUCACGAUGUUCAAAACAUCCCAAACGUCUCAAAU
Dentiscutata erythropus is the source of this 1543-nucleotide messenger RNA. The record is from the annotation of a GenBank genome assembly. Lineage: Eukaryota; Fungi; Glomeromycota; Glomeromycetes; Diversisporales; Gigasporaceae.